AUGGAUUAAAUUUCAGAAAGACGUAGAUAGAAAAUUGAGUCAAGAAUGAGUGAUUAAGAUUUAAAAGAAGCUUAAUAAAUGGAAUAAACAGAGACAUAAGAAAGUCAAUAUAAACUAAUCUAAUAAAUCAAAAUUAAAUAAUCUUAAUAUAAUAAAGGAACUAUUUAUGUUGCAAUAUUGGUGUCUGUCAUUACAGCAUUGUUUUAAUUGUUAGGUAUAAUUAUAUUAUAUAUGUAGGUUCAAAACCAUAACUAGGAUAAAUAUGGAUUACUGCUUAGAUGAUUUUACUUAUCAUUCAUUAUUAAUAAACUAAGAAAUUAGAUAAGAAAUGUAAUUGUUUUAUAUUUAUUAUUUAGUGAAUAAUGAUGAAUUAUCAUCAACAUUAAGAUAAUUAGUAGGAAGCAAUUAAUUUAUUCUAAGUAUUCUUAAAUAUCUUUAAAUGGCUAUGACAUUUUUUAUCUAUUUCAAGAAUGUUGUAAUUGGAUUGGCAAUUUCAUAAGUUGUGUUUAUAUUAAUUGUUUCGAUAAUGUGA
Messenger RNA from Paramecium primaurelia, 532 nucleotides. The record is from the annotation of a GenBank genome assembly. Lineage: Eukaryota; Ciliophora; Oligohymenophorea; Peniculida; Parameciidae.